Perkinsus marinus ATCC 50983 is the source of this 615-nucleotide messenger RNA. RefSeq lists its product as hypothetical. NCBI's taxonomy places the organism in Eukaryota, Perkinsozoa, Perkinsida, Perkinsidae. The transcript has 4 exons. The annotation marks the transcript as partial. The record is from RefSeq and is a predicted model, not a curated record.
AUGGCAGAGCUGCGAGGCAAGAAGAAGCAACUGACAGCUAGUGAGGUGGAGGUGGCUGGGCGGAUCGAUACCACGAGGAAGAGCUUACGAGAUCAGGAGGACAGGCUUGGAGAUGUUGACGACAGGAUCGUGGAAGUCAAAGCUGCUCUAGAGGCUCUGACCAUCCGUCGUGGUAAGGUAGAUGAUGAGAUUGGAGGAGGAGUCUUAACAGAAGAGAUAGUCGAGGAGUGCGGACAAAUCGAGGAGAGGGCGCAGGGAGUUGCUGCCUCCAUCGAGAAUUCUAUCGACGCAUGCAAGGAGCAGCAAGUGUUGUUGAGCCAAUGUAUCGACGAGGCUAAGGCUACCAUCACUCGCCUGGAGGAGACCAAGGCUUUGAGGCAGCGCGAGGUUGAUGAUGCGGGAACUGGCAUGGAUGCCUUACGGGAACGGCUGCAUGCUCGAGAGCUUGCUGUAGCAGAGGAGAGGAGGGAACGGGUGGAAAGGAGAGAGGCUAGGAGGGUGGUCGAGGAGAGAUUAGAGAAGACUAGAAGGGAACGGCAGGCCGUAGCUGAUGAGCUCUCAUUGAUGAGGGCUGGUCAUCGUGAGAGUGAGAGGGCAGCUACGCUCAGAGCUAAU